AUGAGGACCUCGUUGCACCCUGAGGAAGAGUUGAGGGAGCCUUUGUAUGGGGCGUUGUGGAGCGGUAGUCUUGAGGAUAAUGGGGAAGUUAGCGAUGAGAAUGGGGUGGGAGAUGAAGACGGAGGUGGUGGUGGAGGUAAUCUGAAGCUAUUCAAUAGAGACGAGUCUAUGGAUAUGGUUUUGGUGUUUGAAGUGGGCUGUAAUUCACAUGUUACUGAGGAUUGCAAGGAUGGGGAAGUUAGCGAUGAGAAUGGGGUGGGAGAUGAAGACGGAGGUGGUGGUGGAGGUAAUCUGAAGCUAUUCAAUAGAGACGAGUCUAUGGAUAUGGUUUUGGUGUUUGAAGUGGGCUGUAAUUCACAUGUUACUGAGGAUUGCAAGGAUGGGGAAGUUAGCGAUGAGAAUGGGGUGGGAGAUGAAGACGGAGGUGGUGGUGGAGGUAAUCUGAAGCUAUUCAAUAGAGACGAGUCUAUGGAUAUGGUUUUGGUGUUUGAAGUGGGCUGUAAUUCACAUGUUACUGAGGAUUGCAAGGAUGGGGAAGUUAGCGAUGAGAAUGGGGUGGGAGAUGAAGACGGAGGUGGUGGUGGAGGUAAUCUGAAGCUAUUCAAUAGAGACGAGUCUAUGGAUAUGGUUUUGGUGUUUGAAGUGGGCUGUAAUUCACAUGUUACUGAGGAUUGCAAGGAUGGGGAAGUUAGCGAUGAGAAUGGGGUGGGAGAUGAAGACGGAGGUGGUGGUGGAGAUGGGGAAGUUAGCGAUGAGAAUGGGGUGGGAGAUGAAGACGGAGGUGGUGGUGGAGAUGGGGAAGUUAGCGAUGAGAAUGGGGUGGGAGAUGAAGACGGAGGUGGUGGUGGAGGUAAUCUGAAGCUAUUCAAUAGAGACGAGUCUAUGGAUAUGGUUUUGGUGUUUGAAGUGGGCUGUAAUUCACAUGUUACUGAGGAUUGCAAGGAUGGGGAAGUUAGCGAUGAGAAUGGGGUGGGAGAUGAAGACGGAGGUGGUGGUGGAGGUAAUCUGAAGCUAUUCAAUAGAGACGAGUCUAUGGAUAUGGUUUUGGUGUUUGAAGUGGGCUGUAAUUCACAUGUUACUGAGGAUUGCAAGGAUGGGGAAGUUAGCGAUGAGAAUGGGGUGGGAGAUGAAGACGGAGGUGGUGGUGGAGGUAAUCUGAAGCUAUUCAAUAGAGACGAGUCUAUGGAUAUGGUUUUGGUGUUUGAAGUGGGCUGUAAUUCACAUGUUACUGAGGAUUGCAAGGAUGGGGAAGUUAGCGAUGAGAAUGGGGUGGGAGAUGAAGACGGAGGUGGUGGUGGAGGUAAUCUGAAGCUAUUCAAUAGAGACGAGUCUAUGGAUAUGGUUUUGGUGUUUGAAGUGGGCUGUAAUUCACAUGUUACUGAGGAUUGCAAGGAUGGGGAAGUUAGCGAUGAGAAUGGGGUGGGAGAUGAAGACGGAGGUGGUGGUGGAGGUAAUCUGAAGCUAUUCAAUAGAGACGAGUCUAUGGAUAUGGUUUUGGUGUUUGAAGUGGGCUGUAAUUCACAUGUUACUGAGGAUUGCAAGGAUGGGGAAGUUAGCGAUGAGAAUGGGGUGGGAGAUGAAGACGGAGGUGGUGGUGGAGGUAAUCUGAAGCUAUUCAAUAGAGACGAGUCUAUGGAUAUGGUUUUGGUGUUUGAAGUGGGCUGUAAUUCACAUGUUACUGAGGAUUGCAAGGUGUCAAUGCCACCUGGAAAAGAAGAAUUGUGUAGCCAAGUUGAGAAUAUUGGAAAGCGAUAUAGAAGAAGUGCAGUGGAGGCGGGCAGCUGGAUACUUGGCCUCACUGAGAUGGCUUCUCUUCUCUCACUCCUGCCUUGUGUUCGUGCUUGGUUGCAGUUGAACUGA
This is a messenger RNA of Homalodisca vitripennis (glassy-winged sharpshooter), 1860 nucleotides long. RefSeq lists its product as uncharacterized. NCBI's taxonomy places the organism in Eukaryota, Metazoa, Arthropoda, Insecta, Hemiptera, Cicadellidae. The record is from RefSeq and is a predicted model, not a curated record. The coding region runs from base 1 to 1860 and encodes 619 amino acids. The transcript has 15 exons.